This is a messenger RNA of Racocetra fulgida, 1341 nucleotides long. NCBI's taxonomy places the organism in Eukaryota, Fungi, Glomeromycota, Glomeromycetes, Diversisporales, Gigasporaceae. The record is from the annotation of a GenBank genome assembly.
AUGGCAGAACAAACGGUUAAUGUUGAAUCUAGUACCUUCUACGUGGUCAAUGCUGAAGUUAGUAUCUUCAACACGGUUAUGUCAGAUCAAGUGAAUGCUGAAGCUAGUACCUUCUACACGUUUAAUGCUAAAACCAGUUCCUUUUACGUGAUGAAUGCUGAAACCAUUGCUGCCUCUUACAUAGUUAAUGCUCAAACUAAUAUCUCACAUGCUGUUGACACUGAAGCUAACGCCCCUUACAAAAAUGCGGUUUAUGAUGAAUUCGAAGCCUCCUGUGAAAACGCGACUAUUGGAGAGGUUAAUAAAGGUAUUAGUAGUGCUAUAAUGGUAUUACACAGCAAUAGUAGUUUAUGUGAUCUGUUAAAAACCUUGGAUUCACGAUUAGAAAAAGAGGCUGAAUGGAACCGUUUUUUCGAGUAUCAGACUCUAUCAUCAUGCGUCAGGAUUGUAUCUGUUAGUAGUGAAAUAUUUCCUACUAUAGACCAUAUACUUUCAGAAUACUUGACCCUGCAUAUGCUUUCUAUUGAACGUAUUGAAAUGGCUCAGUGUUUAUAUUUUGAUACAAUAUUGGCCGACUUAACAAUGGUUGGAUUAGAUGAUGAAGAUGAGAAUAUAGAAGACCGAUUUAUAGAAGACAUUUAUAAUUUGAAGCAAAUACUGCUUAAAUCAAUGAUUUCGCAAGUUAACCAAGCCAAUAUUAAAGAAAUUUGGCAAAUUAUCAACAAAAGACCGGAUAACAUUCAAAAAAGGCACUUUAUUGUUGUAAUGGAUCCUAUUUCUUAUUUGUGUACGUGCAUGUCCAACAUAUCUCGCAGCAUUAUAUAUCAAUAUUACUUUCAAGUAAUGUUAGUGUCAACAAUCUCUGGAUUUCAUAUUAGAAUGGUGGUAUCGCGAUGGUACUAUGAUAAUAAAAAAGAAGCAACUGACCAAGAGAAUAUGGUUUUCUUAAAUAAGGAUGCUAGUCAAACUCAACAUAAUCAAGUUAUAUCAUUGAUUCCUCAACCACUUACCAUUCCUCGUUCUGUAGCAAAAACUACACAGCUUGCUAUUGAAAACGACAAUAAUGAGAUAGUUCAAUGGUUAAAGACUUUCAUUAAUCGAAAAAGGCGCCAGCUAACACAAGCUGAUGAAUCUGAAUCUGAAGAAAGUGAAAAGAAAAACAAUUUGACUGUUGCUAAUCCACCAAUUACUAAGUGCAAGGGCAGACCUGAAACUAAACAAUAUAAGGCUGCUAUAGAAAAAACUGAGAAAACAGAGAAAGCACGUCAUCAGCAAUAUACUUGUCAAAGCUGUGAUAAAACUGUGCAUAAUAGUGUGAGAUGUUCUAAAAAAAGGAGUUAA